GAGGGCAGGCCGUUAAGUUGUGGUGUUGUUAAAGACAGACACAUGAGAGUUUGGCCGCAGCAGAUAACCGUCUCUGGUUUCGCGGAGCUGUGAGGGGUCGACAUGGACUACAGACACAACUUUUAAAUUCAGGAGGACGAUUGAGUUUUUAUUCCGAAGAAAGACUCAGUUAAACACCAAGUAAUAUGGAGAAGGAAUCCCCAUCUACCCCAACUGCUGUCAUCACCCAGGGGUCAUGACCUGUGCUGGAUAGACCUUCUCUUCCUCCCCCGUGCAGAUUCCUUCUUUACUGGUCUCCAGUAACCCCUCUGCUGCUCCUGUCCACUCUGCCAAAUCUCCAUCCUCCACAGAAAACACUACAGAACCCAGAAAAUUAUCCUGUUCCAUCCUCCCAUCCGCUCACACCAGCUAUAAAACGAUGGAUUCCCCACCCACAUUAGAGAAGUCACAGUCCCCUGCUGUGUCCUCUAAACCCACUUCUAAAACAGUUUCUACAAACCCUUCCUCUCCGACAUCAAACACGACACCACACUUUACUUCUUCUACCGCUCAAAUCCCCAAAACUCCAUCAUUUUCCAAGCUUUCAUCUGCCUCUUCUAUGUCAGCUAGCUCGACCUGUCACACGACAGAUGAUUCGCCUUCUUCUUCCUCCUCCACUGCUGUUUCCGCUAUUGCUCCUGCAACGUCUUCCACUGCCCCCAUGAAACGAACCUUUGCCUCCAUGGCCAAGCGGGUGAUAAUACAGGAGAGACUUAGGAAGGCUGAGGAGGAUAUCGAGGAUGAAGAGGAUGAUGAAGAACCAGAGGAAGAUUUGUCUGUGGAGCAGAUGAAAGAGAGGGCUGAAGCUGGUGAUGCCAGAGCUCAGACCCAGCUGGGUCAGCACUAUUUGAUUCUUGCUGAAGAGAAGGACACAGAACUAAAUAAUCAUAUGGCUGUUGACUGGCUAAUUAAAGCAGCUAAACAGGGAAGAAAAGGUGCAGCGAAGCUACUGCAGCGCUGUUGGAUGCAGAAAAAAGGAAUCACUCCAGAGAAUGAAGCCGAUGUGCGUAAGUUGUCGACAGAGAGCAAAUUUGAGCUGGCAGUACGUAAAGCAGCAAUGAUGAUGUACUGGAAACUCAACCCAGACAAAAAGAAGAAGGUGGCUGUGGCCGAGAUGCUGGAAAAUGUCAGCCAGGUCAAUGCAGUGCAGGGUGGCACUGCAAGCAGGAUUCCUAUCCCAACUUCGGGCCAGACCCAGAAAGUACUGGAGAGCAUUGUCAGCAGUGAGUCUACACAGCUGGUAGACCUGGAUGACUUUGUUGAGAUGACUAAAAAGUAUGCACAAGGUAUUGUCCCCUCUGCACCUCAAAGUGGCAGCCAGGUCAAGGCCAAGACUGCAAGCCCUACACAUGUUGAGAGUGUGGGGGAGCACAAGACUGAGCUGGUCCCAUCAGGAUACAAGAAGACCUCCAGAAGUUCUUGGGGUUUUGGCCGAAGUGGGAUGACUCUGGACUCACAUCAAACUGGAGCCAUAAGAACAGCCAUGGACAUGAAAUCACGCUUAAUGAUGUUGCAGUACCCCUUGCAUUCCAUUGUUGAGAUGAAAGAGAACCUGGUCGACUGGGCGUCGAGAGCUGGAGUCCAGUGGCUGAGCACGAUCAUCCCAACGCAACACGUCAACGCACUCAUUUUCUUCUUCAUCAUCAGCAACCUGACCGUUGACUUGUUUGCUUUUGUCAUCCCUUUGCUCGUCUUCUACCUCUCCUUCGUCUCCAUGAUCAUCUGUACUCUACGUAUUUUGCAGAGCAGCAAGACGUGGGAGAACUUCAGAGCCCUGACAUCUCUGCUGACAUGUUUUGAACCUGGCCUGGAUGUGGAACAGGCAGAAACCAACUUUGGCUGGAACAACCUCGAACCAUACCUGUAUUUCAUCCUGUCUGUUUUCUUCAUCAUUUUUUCCUUCCCUGUAGCUGACAAGGGCUGGAUCCCCUGUUCCGAGCUCUCCACCGUGGCCAUCUUCUUCACUGCUGUCAGCUACAAGAGCCUAAGCCCCACUGCUGCAACGUACGCAGGCCGAGCCAUGGUCAUAGAGGUAGCAUCAUCUCUGUGUAGUCUGACCCAGUUCCUGCCGGAGAACAUGACUGUGCUUCGUUUCCUGGGGCACACUUUUGCCACACUGCCGCUAGGAGAGUCAGUGGUGCUGAAGCUCAGUCUCCCUUGCCUGCUGUAUGUUUACCUGUUCUAUCUGUUCUUCAGCAUGGCCAGGAUGCGUGGUUUCAGGGGGACUUACUGCUUCCUGGUUCCAUACCUUGUGUGCUUCAUGUGGUGUGAGUUCUCUGUGGUGCUCCUCCAGAAUUCCUCUGCUGUGGGUCUGAUCCGCACCUGCGUGGCCUACUUUCUCUUGCUGUUUGCCCUGCCCGUUCUGACUUUUGGCCUUGCCGCCAUGCUCUUCAUCCAGCUUUUCAAGUGGUUCCUCGAGCUGGAACUGACUAAGAUGAUUGUGACCUUGGUAGUUUGUGCGAUCCCUGUCACUCUGCGGCUAUGGACACGGUUCAGCAUGUCUAUCCUGGAUGUCCUCCGCUCACUGACCCACCGCGGCCCGGUCAAACUUAUCUUACUCUGUAUCUCCAUGGUCAUCUUGUUCUUCUCUAUCUAUGUGUACCAUGCAGAGGGACAGAAGGUGUAUAAUUCCACCCUAACUUGGAGCCAGUACAGCCAGGCAUGUGGGCCACCUGCCUGGGAAUCUAAAGGCAUGGCCCAGACACAGAUCUUCUGUAGCCACUUGCACGGACAUAGAGUAACCUGGACUGGACGUUUCAAACAAGUCCGCGUGGCCGAGACAGAGAACGGGGCACGGUCAGUCAUCAACAUGUUACCAGUGUUCAUGGGAGACUGGUUGCGCUGUCUGUAUGGAGAGAGGUAUCCCAAAUGUGAGCCAAAGAACACCACAGUCGCAAACUUAACAGCUGCCAAUUUGGCAUCCAGUUCUGCAUCAGCUACUGCUUCACUGCCCACGCUGCUCCAAAUGCGAGAAGAAGAAGAAGAGUUGUGUCAGAUCAAGCUUCUGGCCAAAAACACCUGUCAUAUCAAGCGUUUUGACAGCUACCGGUUUGAGGUGACAGUAGGGACGAUCUUGAACGGAGGUGUGGAUGACCCAGCCAUGGAUAUAAUCCUAAUGGCCAGCCAUGAGUUCAGACAAGUUCUGCUAAACCUAAAUCCUGGUAACACGGUGGAGUUCAGCACCAAGCUGGAGGGCCGUCUAGGAGCCAGAGCUCCGGCCUUCGAGUUGAAGGCUAUCCACUGUCUGGACUGCGUUUCUUCACUGCUGACUAGAGGCCGACAGGUGAAGAUAGAGAGAAACUGGAGACGCACCACAAUGAAAGCCCUGAAGUUUGCAUUUGAUUUUUUCUUUUCUCCCUUCCUCUCAGCAAAAAUCACAACCUGAGAAUAAAGACAGUGAAACUUGAGAACACUAUAUAGACAAAAGUAUUGGGCAACCUGAGCCAUAACAGCUUCCACUCCUCUGGGAAGCCUUUCCACAAGUUUUUGGAGCAUUUCUGUGGGAAUCUUUGGCCAUUCAUGCAGUCGUGCAUUUGUGAAGUCAGGCGCUGAUAUUGGACAAAAAGGAUUGGCUUGCAGUCUUCGUUCGAUUUCAUCAAAGGUGUUGGAUGGGGUUGAGGUCAGGGGUCUGUGUGUGUGGGCCAAGUCCUUCCACACCAAACUCAUCCAGCCAUGUCUUUAUGGACUUUGCUUUGUGCACCGGGGCACAGUCAUGCUGGAAUAGAA
Molecule: messenger RNA, 3765 nt
Organism: Scatophagus argus
Lineage: Eukaryota; Metazoa; Chordata; Actinopteri; Scatophagidae
Gene: wfs1a
Product: Wolfram syndrome 1a (wolframin)
Exons: 12
Coding region: 419-3424 (1001 amino acids)
Biological process (GO): calcium ion homeostasis; endoplasmic reticulum unfolded protein response
Cellular component (GO): endoplasmic reticulum membrane; endoplasmic reticulum
Molecular function (GO): protein binding
Source: RefSeq, a predicted model, not a curated record